GAGAGUGGGAGAGGAGAGAGGCUCUCUGAGUAACCGUGCUCCUGCAGAGAAGACACAGAAAUCAGCGUCUCCUUCUUCUUCUGCACUUUUUGGGGAGUUCCUGAUCUGCUUCCACUGUUCAACGGGGGAACUGAAGAGACGCUUUCACGUCUUUUUUGAGGGUGGUUUUUCAGAUUUCGGUCUAAUUAUCUCCCAGGAUUUAUAUUCAAUUGUUAUGUAAUCUGGUCCUAACUUGCCAAUGUGGACUAACCCUCCAUAGAGACUUUUUAGACCCUGUUUUGGAGCCAGUUUUCGUGCAUCUGCACCCAAAAAAAUGAGCGUUUGAUAUCAAACCUUUGACUCUUUACUGACUGAUCUCUCUGUUCUCAGCUGCACCUCGACACACGCUGGAAGCUGGUCCGGGAUAUCCUAGCCCCUAAUAGGACUACAGGAAGAUUUGCCCAUUGCUGGGUGGAAUUUCUCUCAACAUGGACGUCAAAUCACUCGAGACCGAUCUGGACUUUAAAGGCAAAUCCUAAAAAGCAAGAUCUAUGGGGACCAAUCGAGGUGGUUUGUCUCCAUGAGGAUGGAGUGGUGUGACACAGCAGCGCAUGAUGUGAUGAUGGUUUUGCUGCCCGUGCCAUGCUGAGAGGGAGGUUCGGUCUCGCGAUUGUGUAUCUGGUUUUCGUGUGUCUGUCCGGCAUGAUGCCCCCAACAGCCGCCAAACCCUGCUCUCUGGACACCCUCAAAAAGGUCCAGAAUCUCAUCAGCAUAGCUCCAGGCAUGAAUCAGAAGCUGAACUGCAGUCUGUACACCCCCACCCCCCAAGACUACAUGCAGAAAUGCCCUAAGUCCACCCUGAAGUGUUUUGCUGAUGAGACCCAGGUCCUGAUCCAGGAGUGGGAGUCCGUGAACGUCGGCAACCUCCGCGGGUCAAGAUACGUCUACAAGAAGCUGGAGUUUCUCUCAACGGAGCUAGAACAGCCGGAGUCAGAGUGUCUUCAGUGUGAAUUCCUCCACGAGGAAAACGCCGAGAAGUUCCUCGAGCAACUGAAAUCGACUCUCAUGAUGAUGAACUCUCAGCACUGCUGAGGACUUAAGGACUUU
Etheostoma cragini (Arkansas darter) is the source of this 1086-nucleotide messenger RNA. RefSeq names its product interleukin 15, like (gene il15l). Gene Ontology annotation, biological process: positive regulation of cytokine production; positive regulation of T cell proliferation; neutrophil activation. The transcript has 4 exons. The coding region runs from base 622 to 1071 and encodes 149 amino acids. The record is from RefSeq and is a predicted model, not a curated record. Gene Ontology annotation, molecular function: cytokine activity; cytokine receptor binding. Lineage: Eukaryota; Metazoa; Chordata; Actinopteri; Perciformes; Percidae. Gene Ontology annotation, cellular component: extracellular region.